This is a messenger RNA of Trichobilharzia regenti, 702 nucleotides long. Lineage: Eukaryota; Metazoa; Platyhelminthes; Trematoda; Strigeidida; Schistosomatidae. The record is from the annotation of a GenBank genome assembly.
AUGGAUAAGCAUACGUCGAUCACUCCAGUUAUGGAAAGCACAGGAAAUACAGGAAGGCUGACGUCAUUUCCUACUGCAAACAAUAGUCGGUGUGAUUGCCAAGCUUGUAGUGACAAUCCUAAUUAUGUAUUAGCGAAUCCCUUGUCAAAAUUAAAUAUUAUACAAUCGGAAGACAAAGGCACCUCAUCAAUAAGUAAUUUGAACAGCAAUUUUCCAGAAACACCUAUUCAUCACAUUUCGCUACAUGGAAAUCAAAAUUCUUCUCUUCUUAAUCCAUUAGUCAAUUUGAAUAGAGUGAACUCACUGGAGAUGAAGCAACAACCGCAACGUCAACAGCAACAGCAACAACAACAACAACCAUAUGAUCAUAAUGAAAUCCAGAAUAAUAACAAUAAUAAUAACAACAAUCAAAUAAAUCACCAUCAUUCGCUUAAAUGGGAAAGUAUAAACUAUUCAUCAAAUAGCUUAAAAGAAUCCUAUAGAUUAAAUAACCUGAUCAGCAAUUUUGCAACUUUAUCAUUCCCUGCGACACCUAUUACUAUAAGUAAUGAUAGUAGUAGUAGCAGUAAUAGCAAUGCGCUGAUAAGUGAUCAUUCUCUAGGCAACUUAAAUAAUCGAUUGAGUGUAACACAAACCACCAAUAUUUGGUCUUCAAAUAAUGAAGCCGAUUUUAAACUGUUAAAUUAUGGAAUAAACAAGUGA